Molecule: messenger RNA, 2058 nt
Organism: Python bivittatus (Burmese python)
Lineage: Eukaryota; Metazoa; Chordata; Lepidosauria; Squamata; Pythonidae
Gene: CNR1
Product: cannabinoid receptor 1
Biological process (GO): G protein-coupled receptor signaling pathway
Cellular component (GO): membrane
Molecular function (GO): cannabinoid receptor activity
Source: RefSeq, a predicted model, not a curated record
GAAGAAGGGGGACGUCGGGCAAGCCGCAACAUUAGUAGCGACAGCAGCAGUGAAGCAGGAAGGGGAGGUGGAGACCGCUCGGGCGCAGGGGAGGGCGGUGGGCGCAGCUCCCUUUCCUCCCAGAGCGGCAGGAAGAGAAGCACGGGAGAAGCACAUGGCGAGGGGCGCGGACGGCAGGGGCUGGCGCACGUCCUGACUGGCUGAGAGGAAAAGCGAGCGAUUGUCCACCUGCCUGCUCUCUCCUUCCCUCCUUGCUCGGCUGCACCGCCGCCUUCUCACCCGCCUUCCCACCACCCUUCUUCUCCCCUCAGCACCGCCUGGCGAGAAGGUCGUCGCCCGCCACCCCUCUUCAGCGACCUCUCUCGGGCUGGGAGUGAGGUUCCGUCAAGGAGAGCACGAGGCGCCGGCAGCCGCCAACGAGGACCAGCGCCCUGCUUUUCUCCCUUCGGCCGCGGGUCGGGAAGAGACGGUGCCAUGUGAGGGUGGAGAAAGGACUGCUUCAUAUUUUUUUCCAACUCUGCAUAACAGACAUCUGGGGUUAUGAAGUCAGUCCUAGAUGGCCUUGCAGAUACAACCUUCAGAACAAUUACAACAGACCUUCUUUAUAUGGGUUCUAACGACAUCCAGUACGAAGAUUUUAAAAGUGACAUGGCCUCCAAAUUAGGAUACUACCCACAGAAAUUUCCUCUGUCUUCUUUUCGAGGUGAUUUCCAUCCCAAAAUGACUGCAGGAGAAGAUGCCUCUUUAGGUGCACACCCAUCGGAUCAAAUCAAUCUUACAGAUUUUUACAACAAGACCUUGUCCCCAUUUAAGGAGAAUGAGGAGAAUAUACAGUGUGGAGAUAACUUUAUGGACAUGGAAUGCUUCAUGAUUCUGAACCCUAGUCAGCAGCUGGCCAUUGCAGUCCUGUCCCUUACCCUGGGCACCUUUACUGUUCUAGAAAAUCUUCUGGUCUUAAUUGUCAUCCUGCAAUCUCGAAGCCUUCGUUGCAGGCCUUCUUACCAUUUCAUUAGCAGCCUGGCAGUAGCUGAUCUCCUUGGCAGUGUAAUUUUUGUCUACAGUUUUGUUGACUUCCAUGUUUUCCAUCGGAAAGAUAGUCCUAACGUGUUCCUUUUCAAAUUGGGUGGAGUUACAGCCUCAUUCACUGCUUCAGUUGGCAGUCUUUUCCUCACAGCAAUAGACAGAUACAUAUCUAUACACAGGCCCCUCUCUUACAAAAGGAUUGUUACUAGGUCCAAGGCUGUUGUAGCAUUCUGUGUGAUGUGGACCAUAGCUAUUGUAAUAGCUGUUCUCCCUUUGCUUGGUUGGAACUGCAAAAAGCUCAAUUCUGUUUGCUCAGAUAUAUUUCCUCUAAUUGAUGAAAAUUAUCUGUUGUUCUGGAUUGGGGUCACCACUGUACUCUUGCUUUUUAUUGUUUAUGCCUAUAUGUAUAUACUCUGGAAAGCUCAUAGCCAUGCUAUUAGGAUGCUCCAACGUGGAACUCAAAAGAGCAUAAUAAUUCAUACUUCAGGGGACGGUAAAGUGCAGCAGAUCACUAGGCCAGAACAAACACGUAUGGACAUUAGGUUAGCCAAAACUUUAGUCCUCAUUCUUGUGGUUCUGAUCAUCUGCUGGGGUCCCCUACUUGCUAUUAUGUUGUAUGAUGUUUUUGGGAAAAUGAACAAGCUUGUCAAGACUAUCUUUGCCUUCUGUAGUAUGUUAUGUCUGCUGAAUUCUACAGUGAAUCCAAUUAUCUAUGCUCUCAGGAGCAAGGACCUGAGACAUGCUUUCAGAAGCAUGUUUCCAUCUUGUGAAGGGACUGCACAACCCCUUGAUAAUAGUUUGGAGUCUGACUGCCAGCACAGACAUGCUAACAAUCCAGGCAAUGUCCACAAGGCUGCUGAAAGAUGCAUUAAAAAUACAGUUAAGAUUGCUAAAGUGACUAUGUCAGUCUCUUCAGACACUACUGCAGAGGCAUUGUAAAACAAAGACCGCUGCUCCAUGGGAGAAGAAAAUGAGAGAAAGCAAAAGAAAAUCAUGAUUUCAAAAAUGUGUUUUUUCUCAAAUGUACCAUUUAAA